AUGAUUCCAAAGGCUGGGCAGGCUUCAGGACCCCUUUUUAUCCCCCAGAGUGUUGGUGGGAAGGGGCUUCCCGUGCAGGCCCAACUCCUUUGUUGGGCCUUGGAGUCUACGGGAACAGGUUUGCUGGAGAACCGUAGAUGGAUUCCCGGUUCUUCAGGAGGUAAAACAUUGCCGAAAAAGAAACCUCAGCAGAAGAACACAUUUAUUACUGACCAUACCGUCAAUGCUAAGGAGAAGAAAAAUAAGAUAGCUUGUCAUCUAUUGUCAGCAAGAGACCAUAAAAUUAAAGAACUGAAAAACAAAGCGGCUGUUCUGCGGAAUAAAUUGGAAACUUUUACUACGGAAAAUAAAAUCUUGAAGCAUCUCCAGUCCCGACAUUUAAAAGCAAUCAGUACAUACGAAAAUGCAGAGGUUAACCUGUCUGAUCUUUUGGCCACGCACGCUAAUGAAGGGCAGACUCUGAGAGCAGAUCUCAGGAAAUCUCAGGAAAAAGAGUGCAAAGCUUCCAACAAGCUGAGAGACGUUCAGGCAGAACACUUGAAAACAAUGGAUGUCUUGAGGUCACUGCAGAAACUUUGUAAAAAGAAGAAACUUGAAGAGAGAGAAGAAGUUCAGUGUAAAUUAAGAUCACUUACCCAAAAAUUGGAAGCUACAAAUAAGAAAACUCAGGAUUUGGAAAAGCAGCUUUCAUCGAACACUGCUUCUUUUCGACAUAAAUUAUCAGUUGAGAAAAAGAAGAUCAUUGAAGCUCAUUCAAUCAGAGCAAAUUUAGAAGUAGAAAUGGAGUCGCUGAAGCUAAAACUUAAGGAAAGAGAACGAGAACUAAACAUUACAAAUAUUUAUGCACACCGGAUGCGCAAAGGUCAGCCAGAGAAAGCUGAUUCAUGUUCUUUUCCAAAAGGUAGAACAGAGUUUAUCUCAUACUUUACUGUGAAAUAAAAAUAUGAUAAUUCUUUGACUUGUCAAAAAUAUUUCAAAUCCUUGCUCUAU
Pantherophis guttatus is the source of this 990-nucleotide messenger RNA. Lineage: Eukaryota; Metazoa; Chordata; Lepidosauria; Squamata; Colubridae. The record is from RefSeq and is a predicted model, not a curated record.